AUGACGACUCCAGGACGGACCCACAUUCCAUGGCAAACCCAACCUGCUCAAAUCCAGGAAUUGAUUAGUUAUAUCGACGUUCUCGAGGCCAAUGUCUCGUAUCUCCAAUACCACCAUGAACACUGCGAUACAUGGGUAGCCAGACCUCCCCUAGCAGGUGCGAACUCGCCAUAUCUUCCGCUUGACUUUGUUAUCAACGAUGAAAGCCGAGCCUCCCCAGAUAUGUCAUCUCCGACCGUAGCCCCAUGCACAUGCGUAUCACUUACAACUGCGCAACCAUCUACCAAAAAAGUUGAGGGCAAUCCCUGCUGGAAGCAAAUCGCUGAUCAAAUAACCAAAGGGUGGGACAAACCCAACAGCUGGACGGAGAAACGGGAAGCUAUUGGACUUGACUCAGUCAAGCAGAACAACUAUGCUCUGACAGCCAUUCUAGGCUUGAAGAAAGACCUCCCUGUCCAUCUUGCACGAGACGAGUUUCCAUCAUCUGCACCAAGAAACUGUAUCAAUGCAAUCGACGCUUUGGUAAUAUCGGCUCGGCAAUAUGCCUUGGACUCCAAAGCCUCCCAGAGAAGUUCUGGCCUCGUUGUACAGGUGCACAUCUUCCGCGAACUGAUCUUCGUAUCCUUGUGUGUUGUGCUGGAGCAACAUGGCCUUCCAAUCGAUACUAUCGAUAGCCUAAUGCGAAUCUGCAUGUCAAACUCUGGAUCGACAAAUUUGUAUCGGUUGAGGCGUGGCGCGCUUUGGGUCAAUCGUGUGAUCUCAGGUACUAUGAUGAAGAAAAUGGGGUUGGGCCAUGGAUCUACCGAAUUCUUCUUCCUCUCCGGGAGGCCGGUAUCACAAUACGGUUUGCUGUGGGAGGCAUGCGUGCAUUCCUUGCCAUAUCUGAGCAACCGACUUGCCCAAAUCAGCUGCACGGUUAAAGUUCCUGCGGCUAACCCGGAUUGGAUCCCUUUCUCAAUACUACUGAUUAUCAAACAUCUUGUUGGUAAUGCAUUAACGCUGGAGCAAAUCUGCACCUCUUUGGAUUAUAACAUAGGAAUGAUUUGA
Hyaloscypha bicolor E is the source of this 1047-nucleotide messenger RNA. RefSeq lists its product as uncharacterized. Bases 1 to 1047 code for a protein of 348 amino acids. NCBI's taxonomy places the organism in Eukaryota, Fungi, Ascomycota, Leotiomycetes, Helotiales, Hyaloscyphaceae. The record is from RefSeq and is a predicted model, not a curated record. The transcript has 3 exons.